ACUUAUCAAAAUGUUUGUAGUCUUUUUUGAAGUUUUAAUCUCAAAUUUCACAAAAAAGAAAAAUACAAAAACCGAUAAUGGCGUUUGCCGCGUUGUUUAUUUCGGCGACGAAGCUCGCCGGAAUAAUCAUGACGGUUUCUAUCGCAGCUAAUGCUUUCUCUUUCUCGCGUUACCGGAAAAAGCAUCUCCGACGGUUCGAUUCUCCCAUCGUUGAAUCCUCCGAUACUCUUGCUGAUUUUAAUGUCAACGGAGAGGAGGAAGAUGGGUUUUUCUUUGGAUUAGCAACAGCCCCAGCACAUGUGGAAGACAAGCUCAAUGAUGCUUGGCUACAGUUUGCUGAAGAAAAUCCUUGUCAUAAAUCAGAAAAAGGUGAUGAUGAUAUGAUGGAAGCUGAUGCAGUGAUUGGUGCUGCUGAUGGUGGCUCGCAUCAAGCUCCAUUAGCUAGGAAAGAGUCUAGCAAGAAGAAGAAGCCUCUUAAGGUUGCCAUGGAAGCCAUGAUAAGAGGGUUACAGAAGUUUGUAGAGGAUGAGUCUGAAGAAGAGACUGCUUCCAAGGAGGAAUGCAAUCAUAAUGUAGCUGCAUGGCACAAUGUUCCUCACCCGGAGGAGAGAUUAAAAUUUUGGUCUGAUCCUGAUAUAGAACUGAAUCUGGCCAAAGAUACUGGCAUUAGCAUCUUUCGGAUGGGAAUAGACUGGAGUCGAAUCAUGCCACAGGAGCCAGUUAAUGGGAUUAAGGAUGCUGUAAAUUUUGCAGCAUUGGAGCGAUAUAAAUGGAUCAUCAGCAGGGUUCGCUCUAAUGGAAUGAAGGUGAUGCUCACACUGUUUCAUCACUCACUGCCCCCAUGGGCUGGUGAUUAUGGUGGAUGGAAGCUGGAGAAAACUGUUGAUUACUUCAUGGACUUUACCAAGCUUGUCGUCAACAGCGUAUCAGAUAUGGUUGACUAUUGGAUAACAUUUAAUGAACCUCAUGUCUUCUGUAUGCUUACUUAUUCUGCAGGUGCUUGGCCCGGAGGCCAUCCUGAUAUGAUAGAGGCUGCCACUUCUGCUUUACCAACUGGAGUUUUUAGACAGGCCUUGCAUUGGAUGGCCAUUGCACAUUCAAAGGCCUACGACUAUAUCCAUGAACAAAGCAGCACAUUAUCAAAAAAAGUGGUUGGAGUAGCACAUAAUGUAUCAUUUACAAGGCCAUAUGGUCUCUUUGAUGUUGCUGCUGUUACAUUGGCCAAUUCUCUCACCCUUUUUCCGUAUGUGGAUAGUAUAUGUGACAAGCUGGAUUUUAUAGGCAUAAACUACUAUGGACAGGAAGUGAUAUCUGGAGCUGGACUAAAACUUGUAGAGACUGAUGAGUAUAGUGAAUCAGGGCGAGGGGUUUAUCCAGGUGGUUUGUUUCGCCUGCUAAUAGAUUUCCAUGAAAGAUACAAGCACCUUAAGGUUCCCUUCAUCAUUACGGAGAAUGGGAUUGCCGAUGAAACAGAUGUGAUCCGUAGGCCCUAUCUUUUAGAGCAUUUGCUUGCUGUUUAUGCAGCAAUGCUCAAGGGUGUCCCUGUGCUCGGUUACCUUUUUUGGACUAUUUCUGACAACUGGGAAUGGGCUGAUGGUUAUGGUCCCAAGUUUGGACUUGUAGCUGUUGAUCGUGCCAAUGGCCUUGUUCGGAUCCCACGUCCUUCAUAUUACCUCUUUACCAAGGUGGUAACCACAGGCAAAAUUACUCGUGAAGACAGGGAAAAAGCAUGGAAUGAACUUCAAAAAGCUGCUAAAGAGAAGCAAACAAGACCUUUCUAUCGGGAAGUUAAUAAACAAGGUUUGAUGUAUGCAGGAGGCCUUGAUGAACCUACACAAAGGCCUUUUAUUGAAAGGGAUUGGCGGUUUGGACACUACGAGAUGGAAGGACUGCAGGAUCCAUUAAGCCGUUUAUCCCGAUACCUUCUCCGUCCUUUCUCCCUCAGAAAGAAGAGAAAGCAUAAGAAAGUUAAUUCUGAAUUGGUUCUUGAGCCCCUUGAGCUAAGUGCCUGAUAGCUUAUCCAUGCUUUACUUAUAUAUCCUUCAACAUUGCUAUUCAACUGAGGAGUACUACAAUUUUAAAUCUAGGUAUAUGAACUCUAGAAUAGCGCCAAGCAGUCAGUAUAGGUACUUUUCCCUUAGAAGCUAAGGUUCAAGUUCUUGUAAUGAAAUAAAACAUGUCUGAUUUAAACCUGUUUAUGUAAUGAAACAGGUACUAUUCAGCUGUAACUCUUAAAUAUUUCUGUUCAUGGAAGAAAGAAACAAAACUGGAAA
Molecule: messenger RNA, 2273 nt
Organism: Gossypium raimondii (Peruvian cotton)
Lineage: Eukaryota; Viridiplantae; Streptophyta; Magnoliopsida; Malvales; Malvaceae
Product: beta-glucosidase-like SFR2, chloroplastic
Exons: 10
Coding region: 78-2012 (644 amino acids)
Biological process (GO): carbohydrate metabolic process
Molecular function (GO): beta-glucosidase activity
Source: RefSeq, a predicted model, not a curated record